AUGUCUACUACUGUGCUCUACGCUUUGGCUUUCGAUCCUUCUCAAUCGCCUCAUUACAAGCUGGUCUGCGUCACUGACUCCGGGGACUAUGAUGCUGGGGGGCAUCAUGAAAUAGAGAUAUAUUCAUCUGAGACAAGAGAGUGGAAGCGUCUCAAGACUCCUUACUUCCCCAGCCCCUCUGACGAGGGCAUGGACUACGAUUCCAUACAGAGUGCCAUGCACUUUGACUGGAAGGAUAGGAUAGGUGCCGUCUACUACAACGGCGCAGUUCAUUGGAUUCGAAGGAGAAGCAAAGCAGGCUUCCUGUUUGCCACAUUUGAUGAUGGUAGAAUUGAAUUCACAAGAGAGGAAACUGACGUGAUGCACUACUUUGACAUAAGCCAAGAGCGUUUCCUGGUCAUGCCUGCUACCACCCCUGUCCCCUCAGUGGUCAAAAACAUUCCACUCGAGAAUACCUCUGGCUACUGGGAACCAACUACAUGGCCGAAAUUGGCUCAGAGAUAUUUUGGGGAGAGCAGUGGGCGUUUGUACCUGAUUGAGACUUUUGAGCAUUGUUUGACCCAAUUUGAUGUGAUGGAGAUGGAGAGGGAAUACUCUGGCUGGUUGGUCAAGUAUCAGGUGGAUCUUAAUCCGCUUCUCGCAGCUUUUACUGGACAAGAUUGUAGUGCUUUUGUUGUCUUGUGCCUUUCUCAAGAGGAGGAAACAGAUUAUGAGGUUGAGGACACUUCAACUCAUCUCUUGUUGCACCUGUCUGGUAAGGUCAUAUCUUAUAAUCUUAGGAGUAAAACCUUCAGGACAUCUGUUGAGUUAGUCAACAAGGAACUAGCUUUAGGUAAUCAUCUAUAUCUAGAGGAUGUUGCUCAUCCUUACAUGGAGACUUUAGCUUGUUUGUAA
Messenger RNA from Fragaria vesca subsp. vesca, 894 nucleotides. Its product is annotated as F-box protein At5g07610-like. The transcript has a single exon. The coding region runs from base 1 to 894 and encodes 297 amino acids. NCBI's taxonomy places the organism in Eukaryota, Viridiplantae, Streptophyta, Magnoliopsida, Rosales, Rosaceae. The record is from RefSeq and is a predicted model, not a curated record.